Molecule: messenger RNA, 1857 nt
Organism: Clupea harengus (Atlantic herring)
Lineage: Eukaryota; Metazoa; Chordata; Actinopteri; Clupeiformes; Clupeidae
Gene: cited1
Product: Cbp/p300 interacting transactivator with ED-rich tail 1
Biological process (GO): regulation of DNA-templated transcription
Cellular component (GO): nucleus
Molecular function (GO): transcription coactivator activity
Source: RefSeq, a predicted model, not a curated record
GAGUGAGGUUUGAAGAAGGGUACGUAAGUAACGUAAGUAAUCAUCGGCUAUGUGCUGACCUGUAGGCAUGAGUGGGUUAACUUCAGCCAGCCUUUCAUAUUAUAGUGUAUCUUUCGACAAUGAUUUCCAUUUGGCAAGUAACUAAGGGAAAUAAAUAUGUCUGCCUCUGACUUCAGUGGGAAUAGGAGACAGCUCAGGUUGGUUAUAUGACAUGUAGGGCUCACAAGUUUGGCGCUUAGUUUUGGACCCGCGAAUUGAGACCCCAACCGAAAUGAAUGGAUACGCUGUCCAUCGCUCUCCUGGUCUGUAUAAUACCUUCAUGUUUAUUGCAUUCAAAACCAUAAUUAGCAGCCCCCACCUGCACUGUCAGAUAAAAGGUUAUAAAACAUGACAAACAUUUGUUACAAUUUUGAUACAAAAACUUGGACAUGUCAUGUAGGAUCUUUCAAAAGUUCUUGGAAUAAUGGCCUAUUGAAGACCGGUUUAUUUUUAGGUUACAUUUGUAUUAAGUAAAUAUAAAGGCCCACAUCCAUACUUCGAAGUGUCUCAAAGGUUUCUCUGAGAGAGGAAAAGAAACAUGCACACACAGUCAAGGCGUAUGGGUGGCGCUCUAAACCUGGUCCACUUCGUGUUGCUCAGACGACACCAACUGAGUGAGAGUGCGGGCAAAAUAAAUUGAUGCUUGUCAUGGAAAAUUAAUAUGACUAUUUCACUUUUGUGCGACUUUCAAUUUGUGCGCGAAUUAGCAAUUUCGCCUCAAACUGAGUGCGGGCGCUGGCUUUUGUGGAUAAUAAGCCGUGGUUCGGACUUCGAAAUCCUGCGGAAUUAACAAUAGAUUAUUUGUAGAGGUGUCCUGUGGUGACGAGCUUACUGUUCCCUGACUACAUCAUGAAAGACUCGGACUCACUGACCAUUCUCCACUACCCCAGCACUGGAAAGGCCAGCUCCCAGUUCCCCCCCUUAGCUCUUCACAGUGGCCCAGCCAUGGGGAAGCCUCAGCCCUUCUGCGUGCAGUCUGGCCCACACCUACUCGCUAGCAUGCAGCUCCAGAAACUCAACAGCCAUUAUCAGAGUCUUGCGGGUGCUACGGGAUCAGCCAACAUAUUAUCUUCAAGGGGCUAUGGGAUGCGCCAAUUGGGUGCCACACAGACCUCAGCCCCCGGACUGAACCAGGGUCCUGGGAUUAUUGACUCUGACCCUGUGGAUGAGGAAGUGCUAAUGUCAUUGGUGCUGGAGCUGGGCUUAGACCAGGCUAAGGAAUUACCAGAGCUUUGGCUGGGCCAGAAUGAGUUUGAUUUUAUCUCAGAUAUACCUGCUGGAUGCUGACCCUGGCAGCACAGAUACAAUUCUUCCUUCAUCUACCCUCUCUCUACUCAGCAGAAUUGGAGGCAAUAUUGGACCCAUUUUUUUCAAGGCUUUCUCCGUAUGAUGGAUACUGUGUGCACUUGUCUGAAGGUGCUGUCAGGAAGUCAACAUGGGCACAGAUGUUGCACAGCUCGAAGCUUUAAGAGAUAAGGGCAUAAGUCAGUCUCAUGCUUGCCUAUAGUCCAGUUGCAAGAUCUGAGAUGUAUCUACUGCUGUUUUUCAAGCUCUCUAGUUAUUUAAAUGUAUUUACCUUGCUAAAUGUGUUUCCUUUACUGUCGUCAUCUAUUUGCAUAACUGCAAAUAUGAACUAGCUCAAACAUACAAUGAAAGUAAACUGGGUGACUUUUACAUUAGAGAGGUUUAUUUACAACUUAUAACCAUUUAUUGGAAAUGAGAUAGCAACCAGAAAGACAAAAGCUAACCAUUCCAGUCCUCUGUGGUACAAUGGCAGGAGGUUGGAGGCAAAAGGAUCCAGGGCAAUGACAAUUUAAA